Molecule: messenger RNA, 1279 nt
Organism: Zootoca vivipara (common lizard)
Lineage: Eukaryota; Metazoa; Chordata; Lepidosauria; Squamata; Lacertidae
Product: lymphocyte antigen 6E
Cellular component (GO): plasma membrane
Molecular function (GO): acetylcholine receptor inhibitor activity
Source: RefSeq, a predicted model, not a curated record
UAAGCUGCUUGCGCCUAAAUUGCUGCGCGCUGCAGACAGAACUGUCGCUUGGCGCUGCUCCUCCGCCGUUUCCCCUUUUUCUUUCUUUUUUUUUUUGCAAGCCAGCGCAAGAGUUUUCGCCGCCCCUCCACCCCGGAGGUGAGCUUCCUCUUUGCAAAAAAAAAAAAGAGAAGGGAAAAAAGCAAGCGCGGAGGACAAGACCGCAUCCAAGAUGAAGGCGUCUUUUGCAAUCCUGCUGGCCGCCUGUCUCAGCGUGCAAAGAGCUUCCUCGCUGGUGUGCUGGUACUGUGAUGGAGCGGAAUCGAACUGGGGCUGUUGGAGGUGGCAGAUUUGCUCUGAUUCAGAAACCUCUUGUGCUACCGUCUACGUUGGUGCAGGAGUAGGUGGUUAUGCGUCGCAGUCCAUCACCAAAGGCUGUGUUUCGGUUUGCCCGCAAAUGGGGAUCAACCUUGGCUUCGCGGCCACGUCCGUCAGCUGCUGCUCGUCUUUCUUAUGCAACACCAACGGAGCCAGCAGCGUCAAAACAAACCACCUGGUCUUGGCUGCUGGGAUCGCGGCCAGUUUCUUCUACCUCUUUGGACCCAAGCUGUGAUUUUUGAGAAAUCUCUGCACGCAGAAGGAAUCUGCUCAGCCUUUCUCCGCCGAGAAGCCCCAAGAUAACGUGUUUUCAAUGGCAUAUAGUUCCAUUGCUUUUUAACCCAAUGAAUCUGUCUCUCUGCACUUUGUAUUGGUCUUAAGAGGAGAGACCUUUCCCACUUCUCUUUUUUUUGGGGGGGGGGGUAGGGGGGGAGAUGAGAUGUUUUGUAUGGCAACACUGCCCCCUUGAGGCUGCUGGGAUUUCUGCACACCAAGGUGAGGAGGUGCAACUUGUUGGAAGAAUUUUGCACCAAAGAGAAGCCAAAAACUCCGCUGAACGAAACAUUCCUAAUCCCGAUGGUGGGCUUUAAACAGGGGCCUUAAACAGUGAUUUUUGCUUGAUGGCUCACCAGGAGGCAAAAUCGAUUGGGGGUGGGGUGGGGUAGGAAAACCCCUCGGAUGAUUUUUUUUUUUUGUAAAUUCUGAAUUUAGAUCCAGUGUUUUGCUUGUCACAUUUUACAUAAAGAGCAAUGUUGGGAUUUAGAACACGGUUGUUUUUGUUUGUUUGUUUGUUUUUGCCUCUUAAAAUUUUACGUUAAAAAGUUAACACUGUCUAGACAAUUUUGCAAGCUAUGUGGGUUUUCCACACACUGUAUUCUUGUGCUUUCUGAACUUUAAUAAAUACAUUUUGGUUUUUACCUUA